This is a messenger RNA of Alosa sapidissima (American shad), 1558 nucleotides long. Its product is annotated as putative thiamine transporter SLC35F3. The record is from RefSeq and is a predicted model, not a curated record. Bases 140 to 1549 code for a protein of 469 amino acids. The transcript is spliced from 8 exons. NCBI's taxonomy places the organism in Eukaryota, Metazoa, Chordata, Actinopteri, Clupeiformes, Clupeidae.
CCGACUACGCUUGCCUGCUGUAACAGCAGACUGCGCUACUCGCCGAUGCUGAAAGCUUUACAAAACAGUCGAAUGUUUUAACAAAGCAACCGGUUGGCUAGAAAUAGUCACACAUGCACGACGUUUUGGUGGUUGGGACAUGCUUGUCAUGGCUGUAGCCAGAACUUCAAGUCUCGAUGUGCUGACAGUGAGGGAGUGUCCUCCGAGUCGUAGAACUGCAAUGCACAGAUCUGCCAAAGUAUCUCCCUCUCCUGAACCUGGUCCUAUUACUCUUCAGCUACCCACUGCCCGAGGUGACAAUGGCCGUUCAAAGUCUGACCGACAGUUGGAGUCUCUGGAUGGAGAGAGUAGUGUUAAGGACGACGAUGAGGAGAGCGAGGCUGAAGCGAGAGACUGCUGCACCAGGUGCCCGCUCAGGGCUAUGAGGAAGGUGGCGUGGGGAGUGGUGCUGGGGGGCUGCGUAGCUCUUUCCUGGGCUGGGGCGACCCACAGCGCCAAACAGGCCCUGGCUGGACUCCAUGCCCCCUACUUCAUCACCUGGUUCUGCAGUGUCUGGAACUUGCUCCUCUUUCCCAUAUACUACCUGGGCCAUUUACUGGGAGCUGAGCAGAGACUGUGGCCCAACUCCUGCUUCAGACAGUGCAGCAGUUUCUUAGGAGACGGCGGAGUGACGGUCAGGGUUCUGCUGAAGGGAGCGGCGCCGUUCUCUGUGCUGUGGAGCCUCUCCGGGUACCUGUACCUCCUGGCCCUCCACCGCAUCUCCACCAGUGACGCCAGCGCUGUCCUCUGCUGCAGCCAGGCUUUCAUCUUCCUCCUCUCCUGGAUCGGGCUCAAGGACCGCUUCAUGGGAGUGAGGAUUGUGGCAGCCAUCCUGUCCAUUACUGGUAUUGUCAUGAUGGCGUAUGCUGACGGUUUCCAUAGUGAUUCAAUAAUUGGUGUGGCACUUGGAGUGGGCUCUGCCUCCACAUCUGCCUUGUACAAGGUGCUGUUCAGAAAGCGAGUGGGAGAAUUCCGACCUGGCCCGGCCAGCGUGCUGCUGUCGUGCGUGGGGCUGUUUAGCUGCAUCCUGCACUCCUGGGUGUGCGUGCUGCUCUACCUCACACACGUAGAGUACUGGCCCCCAUCUCAGGCCAUGCCCUGGAACACACUCUGCAUCAUGGCCUCACUGUUGAUGGCUUUCAACGUGUUGGUGAACCUUGGGGUUGCACUAACAUACCCCUGCCUCAUCUCCCUCGGGGUCCUUUUGAGUAUUCCAGCAAGCACAGCAGUAGAUAUUUUGGUGACCUCCUCAGUAACCCAGUUAAGCCAAGUGAGAAUAGCUGCGGCAGGUAUCAUUGCAGCCGGUUAUGUAAUGUUGUUGCUUCCCGAAAACUGGGACGAAAGCACCCUGCGCUGCCUUGGAAAGCUCUGGCCUGGAAGCUGGAGAGAGGACAGUGUGGUGGUUGAAGAGCUCACGGUGGACAGUGCUGGAGCUACACGGACAAAACCCAGACCUGCUGGAGGUGCAGCACUGUCUCGAUCUGGUUUGGGUGGUUUGCAUGAAACUUAAUAGGAUUGU